Fusarium proliferatum ET1 is the source of this 1509-nucleotide messenger RNA. RefSeq names its product putative Cysteine desulfurase, mitochondrial precursor (tRNA splicing protein SPL1). Gene Ontology annotation, molecular function: pyridoxal phosphate binding; cysteine desulfurase activity. Gene Ontology annotation, cellular component: nucleus; cytosol; mitochondrion. The transcript has 3 exons. Gene Ontology annotation, biological process: [2Fe-2S] cluster assembly. NCBI's taxonomy places the organism in Eukaryota, Fungi, Ascomycota, Sordariomycetes, Hypocreales, Nectriaceae. The record is from RefSeq and is a predicted model, not a curated record. The coding region runs from base 1 to 1509 and encodes 502 amino acids.
AUGUCUUCCAAUAUCGCUUCAUGCGCCCUGCGCUCGGCGGGCCGAGUUGGCUUGAGCCCAGCCUCUCGCAUUACUGUAGCUCCUCUGCGAGGUAUGGCUCGCGCAGCUGUCGUGGCGAGGCGCACAUCACGACGUGGAUAUGUAUCGGAGACCAAGAGGGACAAUGCUCAGGUUGAGACGGCUAUCAAGCUCGACAAGAAGGCCUUUGCUGACAUCCCUCCGCCUGAUACUCCUUCCAAUGCUAGCGUUAGUCCAAUGGCUGAGGUCCUGAAGCAAGCAGCAGUUAUGGAUGAGGGCCAGCGCCCCAUCUAUCUCGACAUGCAGGCUACAACGCCCGUCGAUCCUCGAGUUCUCGAUGCAAUGAUGCCAUUCUAUGUCGGCGUCUAUGGCAACCCCCAUUCGCGAACACAUGCUUAUGGAUGGGAGAGUGAGAAAGCUGUAGAAGAUGCGCGUGAGCACGUCGCCAAGCUUAUCGGUGCUGAUUCCAAGGAGAUCAUCUUCACCAGCGGUGCCACCGAGAGUAAUAACAUGAGUAUCAAGGGCGUCGCUCGCUUCUUUGGUCGAUCUGGUAAGAAGAAGCACAUCAUCACAACACAGACUGAGCACAAGUGUGUACUCGACAGCUGCCGCCAUCUUCAGGAUGAGGGCUUCGAGGUCACAUAUCUCCCUGUUCAGAACAACGGUCUCAUCAGAAUGGAGGAUCUGGAGGCCGCUAUCCGACCCGAGACUGCCCUCGUCAGUAUCAUGACUGUCAACAACGAGAUUGGUGUGAUCCAGCCUAUUGAGCAAAUCGGCAAGCUGUGCCGAUCGAAGAAGAUCUUCUUCCAUACUGACGCUGCCCAAGCUGUGGGCAAGAUUCCUCUCGACGUCAACGCCAUGAACAUUGACUUGAUGUCAAUUUCCUCGCAUAAAAUUUAUGGUCCCAAGGGUAUUGGGGCCUGUUAUGUCCGAAGGCGACCUAGGGUCAGACUGGACCCUCUUAUUACCGGCGGUGGUCAGGAACGAGGUCUCCGAAGUGGAACUCUCGCUCCCUCCCUCGUUGCCGGCUUUGGCGAGGCUUGUCGCAUCGCCAAGGAGGAGAUGGCUUACGACACCAAGCGCAUUAAAUAUCUUUCAGAUCGCCUGCUCAACGGCCUCUUGUCUAUGGAGCACACAACACAGAACGGCGCUGCCGACUCCUUCUACCCCGGUUGCGUCAACGUUUCCUUUGCUUAUGUCGAGGGAGAGUCUCUCCUGAUGGCCCUCAAGGAUAUUGCUCUGUCUUCGGGCAGUGCUUGUACCUCGGCCUCACUGGAGCCUAGCUACGUUCUGCGCGCGCUUGGCAACAGUGACGAGAGCGCUCACAGCAGUAUCCGAUUCGGCAUUGGCCGCUUUACCACUGAAGCUGAGAUUGACUAUGUUCUCAAGGCAGUACAGGAACGUGUCACUUUCCUCCGAGAGCUGAGCCCUCUGUGGGAGCUCGUCCAGGAGGGCAUCGAUUUGAAUACCAUUCAGUGGAGCCAGCACUAA